Molecule: messenger RNA, 784 nt
Organism: Raphanus sativus (radish)
Lineage: Eukaryota; Viridiplantae; Streptophyta; Magnoliopsida; Brassicales; Brassicaceae
Product: universal stress protein PHOS32-like
Exons: 4
Coding region: 92-583 (163 amino acids)
Source: RefSeq, a predicted model, not a curated record
CCUAGUCUAUACCACUUGUCUUCGAGAGAACAGAGAAAGAAAGAGAAACAAUCUUUCGUUGAAAAAAAUAUCUAAGAGAGAGAGAGAGAUUAUGGCGGAAAUCAAUGGUCGGAGGAUCGGAGUAGCAGUAGAUUUCUCGGAGUGCAGCAAGAAGGCUCUGAACUGGGCGAUCGACAACGUGGUUCGCGAUGGCGAUUAUCUAAUACUCAUCACCGUAGCUCACGAUAUGCAUUACGAGGAAGGCGAGAUGCAGCUCUGGGAGACCGUUGGUUCUCCUCUGAUUCCGCUGAGUGAGUUCUCGGAAGCGGCUGUGAUGAAGAAGUAUGGAGUGAAGCCAGAUGCUGAAACCCUUGACAUUGCCAACACUGCCUCUAGGCAGAAAUCGAUAACAGUAGUGAUGAAGAUAUAUUGGGGAGAUCCUCGUGAGAAGAUUUGCGAAGCUGUUGAACAUAUUCCUCUCUCUAGCCUUGUCAUCGGUAACCGAGGCCUUGGUGGUCUUAAGAGGAUGAUAAUGGGAAGUGUAAGCAACCAUGUUGUGAACAACGUGGCAUGCCCUGUGACCGUCGUGAAGGCUCACCACUGAGCUCUCUGUUGAUACUGCUCCGGAGAAGCUGAUAGCCUACCGGUGUAUAUCCUAAGAUUUGUGUGUCGUUGUUGUCUUAAUAUGGAUUUAUAACUCUUGUGUCACUUGUAUGCUGUUUAUUCUUGUGCAUCUUUGUCUUUUCGCUGGGUAAAAGUAUUUCUACCUUCUAAUAAUAAUUACUCGUUUUGAGUUUUGGACCAA